GCACAGACACGGUAAAGUCUAAGCAUGCAGAUAAGCUGUGUUCUGCCCACACCCAGCUCAGACACAAUACGGCUUUGGAGAGUUACAGAAGCACUGGAUCUCUGAGUAACUCCCUUCAGAAAAUCUUCACCAUGUUCCUGGCUAAAGCUUUGCUGAGUGGAGGAAGUGGUAGUGGCCGUGGAGGAAGCCUCGCACGUGGCCUUGGAGGUCUCCUCACAGGAGGCGGACAUGGAGGGAACCUUGGAGGACUUGUUGGAGGUCUUGUCAAUCUCAUAAGUGAAGCAGCAGCUCAGUAUAAUCCAGAGCCACCUCCACCUCCUCACAACCAUUUUACAAACGUUGAAGCUCAUGAGAGCGAGGAGAUUAGACAGUUCCGUCGCCUUUUUGUCCAGCUGGCUGGAGAUGAUAUGGAAGUGUCUGCUACCGAGCUAAGGGACAUCCUGAACAAAGUGCUUUCCAGACAUCAAGACCUGAAGACAGAUGGCUUCAGCUUAGACACAUGCCGUAGCAUGGUAGCAGUCAUGGACAGCGAUACAAAUGGCAAACUGGGCUUUGAAGAGUUCAAAUAUCUGUGGAACAACAUCAAGAAAUGGCAAUGCGUAUACAAGCAGUAUGAUACCAACCAGACAGGCGCUGUUGGGAGAGCUCAGCUGCCGGAGGCCUUGCGGGCUGCAGGGUUCCACCUGAACAAAGAGCUCUGCCAGGUAAUCGUGCGCAGAUAUGCCAGCGAGGACGGUAGAAUGGAUUUUAACAACUUCAUUAGCUGCUUGGUGCGGCUGGACAGCAUGUUCCGGACCUUCAAGUCCCUGGACCAAAAUGGAAGUGGGCAGAUCAAAAUAACCAUUGAAGACUGGCUGCAGCUGACCAUGUAUUCCUGAAGGCAUAGCAGAGAAGAAUAAGCUUUAUCUGAAAGAUACACAUGGAAGACUGCAAUCCUGUAUUAUCAAGCUGUAGUCUUUUCCUUAUUCUAAGGUAGAUGUAGGUAGAGGUACUUAGCUUAGCUUGAAGUGCUGUGAUUCCUCCUGUGCAUGUGUUAGUCUGCUAUUCUGGAGGGUUUGUGCAAGUUAUCAGUUGCGCAGAUGCAUAAGUCUGUCUCAGAAAACUAUCUCUACACUCUGAAAUGAGGGAAUAUGUUGAAGGAUCAAAGCUUAGUUAUUUCCUCACAUAAAGCAGGCUUGUAUUGGAAUAUAACUAUUAUUAAAAAAGCUCUAAGUAUGGUGGUGUUUUGUGAUGUUACUGUUCCAAUUUGUCAGCAUUCAGUAAGCUGAAAUAAAGCUCUGCUUGCCUGCAGGCAAGCAAACCAGUGGAGUUGAAUGGAUUCAUAAGUUGUGCAGUUAUUUCUAACAAGGGAAUAAACAUUAAAGUUGCAAUGACUGUAAUGAUCAAUGAAUUUACAUAGUCAUAUUUUACUUCCUUCCUACUUCUGCUUUUUCAUGCGUGUCUGCUGAAACAAAACCUGAGUAGAAGUGCCAGUUCUACCUGGUAGCCAGGACAAAAUUGAAGGCAUAUAAGGCUACUUUUACAACCUUUUUCUCCUUCCUACGACUCUAUUACCAUAUCUUUUCUCUCACUCUCUCCUUGAAACCUUAUUAUAGUUAUAAUGAAAACAACUUAAAAUACUACAUUUAUAUUUAGAGAAGUUUGCUGUAGUAAUGCAGUCACACAGCAGCCAGCCAGCCAAAAUCAACCUCUGGCUAUCAGACAUAACUUUGCAUCGGGGUGCAGCAUCCCACUCAAGCUAAUAACACAGUUUCAAGAUGUCAAUUUUUGAGUCAUACAACAAGAAAUAACACGAACUGUCAAAGGCCCAUUUUUCUGAAUUAAGGACUACGUAGUUGACGAUAAACAGUUCUUGCUCUGCGAAGUAACAAGGAAGAUUUCCCAGCAGGGUUGCUUUAAACGCAAGUUGGCUAGGGUGUGUGCUGCCCGAUGGGAAUGUGACACCAUGAGUGGAGCAGGCAGCAGCUGCACACAGCCUCCAUGUGUAAGAGUCCAAUGCCCCUGCUCCUCCCGAUGUCUCCAUCAGUGACUGAGAAAUACACACAAUACCUGCAAGGCAACUGGAUGCUAAUGGAGUACUGAGGUUUGGUUUUGUUUCUACAUUUCCAUAGCUUUGAUUUCUAAAUCUUACAGUUACACUCAGCAAAGUAUUUUCUAAACUGAUGAAAUCUCCUCCCUGGUAUGCUUACAACAGCUUUUUACUUGCAACUUAGGAAGAAAGUAACUUAUAACUUUUGCUUUUUUUUUUUUCCUCCUGCACUGUGUUUAAUACCAAGCCAGGUAACACAAACAGUAAAAAUAUUUGUGUUGGCUCAAACUGUGAUGAAAGAAGUCGGUUCCUUUCAAAUGACAUUCACCCUCACCCCAGGUAUUCAAUGGAAAAGUGCACAGUUAUCCACAGGGGCAUUUGGGCUCUCUGAGUAACAGAAAAGUGGGCAUUGAGAGAAAGUGUGAUGCCUCCAGGUGAGCACCACCCUACCAGGUUUGCGUCAGAAUUCCCUUUCUGACAAGCUACAACUUGCAUGUAGCAACAGGCAGUUGAAAUUUUUGAGUGAGAGCAAAAGCCUCUUAUAUAAUGAGCCUGAAUGUGAACACGAGCCAUGCAAGUGCAGUUCCUCUCCAGGUGGUCCAGUUGUGGCUUCUCUCUGGUAGCCCUGUAGCCAACUCCGGGUUUACUUAGCUAAUCAGAACAGGAAUGACCAGUGCACAUGUGCACUUGAUUUUUCCUGUUGCCUUUGUGCAAUACAAGUUUUGGGGCAGUAGUACUUCAAAUUUUACCGACUGCAUCUGUCUUGCAGAGAGCUUUUCCAGCUACGUAAAGCUAACUGGUUAUCUAGCUUUGAUCUCCUUGUGCAGCCAUAAAUGGAGACUGUUUAUGGCAGUGGAAACUUCCUUCUCUAAAGAGUAAGGUUCAUUAUAUUAUAUAAAAACUACAUCAAAACCCUAGUUACCCCACAUGCUGUAGCAAAAAUAGUAGCAGAAAACUUGUUUAAUUUAAGAAAGCAAGGACUGUUGAGGCUACACUCUUUUGGUUAUUUUAAUAACAUAAUUAAAAACAUAUAAACAUGUUCUACUUUGAUAUUUAGAGAAUUGGAGCUUAGCUCACAUUUCCUUAAAAUACGCUUGGGUGUAUAGGCUGCAAACACAGCUAGAUAUGUGUACAACAACUGUUGUAGUUGCUCUUUUGUGUUGGUGCUACAGAAACAUGGAAUGUUUUCCAGUGUUUUCAGUUUUACUUCCAUCUCUCUUCCCAGGCAACAAACCCUAUCAUUUCUCCUUAACCAAAAUGCCAGAGCAUAUGGAAGUUAGCCAGCAUCCUAGGGCUUAGUAGACCUAGUCACAACAUGAUCUUACAAGUACAGUAACUUCAUUUCAUACUCAAGCUGCUGGCGUUCUCUGUAUCAGAUUGCUCUCAGUUUUGAUUAGUGGGUUUUAACGCUUUAAGUAAAGUAACGUGAGCCUUGUUAGCUCUUGUCAUUUUUCCAUGUGCAGCCAAAGCUGUGUUAACUGACUUCAGAAGUUGUUUUUGAAUUAAUUUUAAAGUUUACUGUCCAAUUCUUUUUCUGUGAUAAAUAUUCUUAACUUUAUGUAUGUUUAUAUAUUCUAAUGCCAUCAAACAAUCCUUUGCUAAGAAUAAAGUCUAUAAAACUGUCCAAAAAUAAUAUUCCAAAGCCCUUUGGACAAGUAUUAUCUACACUUCUGCUUCAGUUGUUUUAAGAGUUUAGGUUUACAAUGUUACAUUUUAAAUCUAGGGCUAUUAUAGUUUGGAGAACUGUGACACAGCCAAAAUAUUUAAAGUGAACCUCUGCUGCACAAUGACACAACUGAUUGUUAAAUUAAAACGGCAUUUAUGAGAGAAUAUUGUCCUUUUCUGAUGAUUAAAAGCUGUCAAAAGUUGUAUCCCUUGACACGCACCAGAGUGACUUAAAACUAUUCAUAUUUUUGCUAAAAAACUAUCUUAAGAUCUAAUCUCAGUAACAGAAAUCCCUGUUUCCUAGAGCCCAAGACUUCCAAAGUACUCUACAGAGCAGCCUUAGCAUUUCUCCACUGGGGAGCUCCAUAUUCCACUAUUCAGCAGGAGAAAACCAGGAACAGAAAGGUUAAGCAUGGUAUGCUAAAGUGGGCAUUGGAAGCUGGUGGGAGAGCCAGGAAUAGAAGCGAGUUCUGGCUGUUUGCUACAGAUUUACCCAGGAGACCACCCCUCUUUCACUUGGCUGAAAAUGUUUUGUGCUGUUUGUUCUCAGACUUAGGGAGUCCA
Cygnus olor (mute swan) is the source of this 4258-nucleotide messenger RNA. It is a transcript of the gene CAPNS2, whose product is annotated as calpain small subunit 2. Gene Ontology annotation, molecular function: calcium ion binding. The transcript has a single exon. The coding region runs from base 132 to 878 and encodes 248 amino acids. Lineage: Eukaryota; Metazoa; Chordata; Aves; Anseriformes; Anatidae. The record is from RefSeq and is a predicted model, not a curated record.